Contarinia nasturtii (swede midge) is the source of this 8372-nucleotide messenger RNA. Its product is annotated as extracellular serine/threonine protein CG31145-like. NCBI's taxonomy places the organism in Eukaryota, Metazoa, Arthropoda, Insecta, Diptera, Cecidomyiidae. The record is from RefSeq and is a predicted model, not a curated record. The transcript has 16 exons. Gene Ontology annotation, molecular function: protein serine/threonine kinase activity. The coding region runs from base 6060 to 7580 and encodes 506 amino acids. Gene Ontology annotation, cellular component: Golgi apparatus. Gene Ontology annotation, biological process: protein phosphorylation.
UCACAACGUUACUGCGCUGUGAGUCUUUGCCGUGCAUCGUUCGUUAAAUUACAUACGUACCGCGCGCACACAAUGUGCUCAUAGGUUUCUAUCAUUGACAAAAGUGAAAUAAGUAAAAAAAAAGUGAUUAUUUUAUAUAAAACUUGUGCUCUCUGUGAAUAACACAGAAUGUGACUAAACCAAAAAAAAAAAAAAAAUACACAAAAACCUAAUCAGGAAAAAUAAACUAUUCUUUGUUGAUUGGAUCGAAUGAUAAGAAAGUGCUCCCUCACGCGAAAUAAAACUCCUAGUUUUUUCGUGUUUUAUGUGUGUUGUAUGCGUUGUGCCUGUGUGAAUAGGUGCUAAGGAAAUGCUCGUAUAACCAAAUAAAAAUUGUCAUCAAGAACUUCCUUUUGUAAUAAAUAUUGCGUGAAUCAGAAUCAUUGACAUCAAAAACGCAAAUAUAUGUUUUUUCUUUUCAUUCAAUCCAAAAAGAAAACAACACAUACACUGAAAAAGGAAACUUGAAGUCGAGCGCGUCGACUACAUUCCCAUCGUUCAACAAUCGCAACCAAAUGCCGACAAAUAUAAAUAAUAAAAAUUAAUGAAUAUUAUAGCCGUGUGAAUCGAACGCAAUAACAGUUAAACAUUAUACGAAUGAAUUGAUGUGUAUGUGUUUAAUUUUUCUUGUUGUUAGUCAAUAAAAUCAUUGGUGCUCAAAUGCGUAAAUGAAUUGACGAUUUAAUAAAAAAGCAAGACAGACAAAUGAAAAAAACGAAAUAUUAUCUAUCAAUCUACAAUUUGCAUGCCAACAAACGAAACGAAGAAAAGGAAAAUUAUAAAAACUUAUUCGAUUGAGAGAAUUUGCGUAUAUGAAAUCUCAAUUGAUUUUGUAAAUAAAACAUUGAAGGAUGAUGACGCGUUUCGUAUGUGUGGAUGUUCCAAUGACAUAGAGCGUUUUGAUUAAAAAUAGAAUUUUGCUCGUGCGUCUAUCGCAGUCGCCGUUACCGCCACCGACAAGGAAAAUCGAUUUGUUAUUUGUUCGUUGUCUCAUACAACGCUUUGAUUCUGACUGCGAGUCUUCCGUUUAGCCAAAGUGAAAAAUAGAAAACAAUAAGAAUUGUAGAAAAGCAAAUACGGCCGAUGAUAUAAAAAAAAACAUUUCGAAAAAAACAUUGCAGUUUGAUUGUUUUUUUUCUUGUGUUAUCAGAGGGAAAACGACAAUUUGCUGUGGUAGCGCGCAUACGAAUCGGCAAGGACAUACGCGCCAUCACGUCGACGGAAACGACAGCAACAACAAAACCAUUCACUGCAAUCGAAGCUCUGACAAGUGUUCUGCAUUGUAAACAUGUUCAUUGAAAAGCGCAAACCAACCGAAAACAUGUGAACGGAAUCGUGUUUUUUUUUGUUCGUCUUCGUUUCCUUGUGUACACACAUUUAGCGAAUGUUAAUGUGCGAUAGCAGCAUAUAACUAUCAAAAGGUUUAUUCGAACAUUUUUUACGACGUGCGAAGAAGCACAACCACUUAAACAUUAUAUUGUGCGAACACAUCUUUUUUUUUCUUUCGUUGGUUCGGACCUGAUAUCGGUGUGAAGUGUAAUUUGCGUUUUUUCGGUGGUGUUUUUCUUCGUCGAACGGAUAUACAAGCGGAAAUUUUACUCUUUUUCUUUUGCCAUCGUGCGCAUCCUAUGUGUUUUAUUCAUUGAAUCAAACCCAUCCUAAUUUCCAGCAUAAUCUUUCUACUUUGCCACAUUCCGUUUUUGGGAUUCUCUUACCCGUCUCCGUUUCGGUUUGUGUUUACAGUCGGUUGCACAAAAGUACUGACCUCGAAUCGCUGCAUGCCAUUCGACUGUGCCCAAGAGACUAGAAUCGCAUUUUAUUUUGCGGCAAACACUGAAUCAAAUAGAGAGAGAAAAACGGAGACGAAAAUCUUGAUUGCGAAUCUGCAGCCAGUGAUGCAUUUUCAGUUGUUGGCGCCAACCCUCAGCCAAGCAUAGACCAAAUGUUCAUUGUAAGCAAUAGAAUACCGUUAAAAAUCCCAAAUUAACAAGUGUGGACAAGAUAAAAAAACACCAUUACAAUUACUUUAAUUGAAAAAAGAAGAAAAGCAGAAUACCGUAACAAUCGUGACCCCAAAAGUGUUGUUAUAUGUGCAACCGCGGAAAAGAGAAUAUGUCAGAAUAAUAGACCUUGUUGAAAAUUUAUAACGAUUUGUUUUUUCUUAUUUUUUCGCUGUUUACUGACAUUUUGCCACACAUGCAAGCGAUAAUAGUGAUAACACGCUAAUUUUGAUGAACAAAAUCAACAAGGACAAAAACACAAUCAACUGGUGCACAUCUCUGAUUUGAAUGGCCGUAGUUUGCGAUACUUUUUCAUCGAUCGAUUGCAGCAGCACCACCUCACACCACCCGAACAAUUAUUGCAUUGUUUUUCAUACCAUCAAUUCAUACCUGGCCCUGAAGCAAGCGUUAGAGGAAAAACUGCAUAAUUUGACUGCUUGGAAAUAACUGUUUUUCCAAUCUGGAUUGCACACAUCUACCGUUUAUUCAGCAUCGGUUGACCAUCGACCAGGGAGCUUCCCUUCCUCUCAUUCACAAUCCAUUUCGAAAGACGAAACAGCAGUGGCAUCAUAAAAGUUGGUAAAAGUCGUGAUCGGAAACUGGGCCAAAACUUUGACAGCACAUUUAUAAAAGCAGUUCAUCAGUGUCAUUCGCAUUCAGGACCUUCAGGCCACCAACACUCAAUCUGUGUGUGUGUGUGCCGGUCGAGCUUCCCAAAAUUCACAUUCGAAUAGAACGGUUGAUGACAAUGUGUGCAUCGUAUUGGAUGUUCGCGCUACUCUGCGUAAACAUUGUGUUACUUCACGUCAAUAGCAAACUGCGCUAAUCAUCAACUGCCACCACAUCCAUUCCAACAACGACGUGACGAGAAAAAAAAAACAGCAACUUUGAGGCAUUCAAUUUGUAAAAUUGUUGCGGGUUCUAUAUUUUUUACAUUCCGACAUUGGUGCGCAUCAAAUUCAAUUUUGAAUGGUUUGAAUUGCAAUUUUAAACUAUCAAACGGUCCCGAAUCCAAUCAACUGUAAUUCAUCCAUCAAACGCACGUGCGUUUUACUAAUUGUUCUUGGAAAAUCAGAUAAAUCAGUGAGAAAAAUAUUUUGCUAAAGGCUUACGGCAUGUGUUAGAAACACAAAAUCAAAAAAAAAUACCGCAAAUAAAAACUGUGAAAACAAGAAUUUACGACCGGAAAAAUAAAAUGAAAAUGAAAUAAAUUCAAACAAAUUUUGCCGCACAAAUAAAUGAAACAGUCCAAAUAAAUAACAUUUUUAAAUGGAAUUGUGCGCGUAAUAUAUGUUAACGUUUGCAAAAAAAAGGCUAUCUAAUAUUUACCUCAUACAAUCUGAUGAUAAUUUCCCAAUAAAUACGACAAUUUGAAAUUAAACUCGGUUUCGUGAAACAUCUCUCAUGCGCACGGCAGCACAAUAUACUAAGCAAUUGAGUGAAAAUAAAAACUUUAUAUUUGUGGUAUUUUUUGUUCUAGCGACAUUCAUUGAUAAAACUGAUUGAGUACACGCUCGGUGAAAAAUAAUACCACGAAAUAAAUCCGUGUGCAAUGAAAAAUGGAUUCUAGCUUAACUGCAUCGAAAGUAAUAUAUCUUCCACGUGAAUGAAAGAAGAGUGUGAGUGAAAAAAAUAAAAUAAAAUAAUAACAAAAACAAACAAAUAAACCUUCACAUUCCCAUGCUCACAUUGGUUCACUGUGCGUGGAUAGAAUUGUACUCGGUGUGCUCGGGUAAUUGGUGAAAAGUGACAGAAAAAGAAAAAUAUAAACAUUUUGUUCGGGUGUGAUUUUUCUCGAAUCGAAAAAAUACUUUUUUUUUCUCGCAUACAUAAAAAAUUUUUCGUCUUUUUCACAUCAGUCGUGUACGGUCUCUCCGUCGUUUGUUCUGUUAAAUAAAUUUAUUUAUGCUGUAAUCGUUUAUUGUUCCUUAAUCGUAUUAAAUGUGCACCAGCAAAUAGCGUCGGUACAUGCGAUUCCUAUUUUGCUGAUACAGUCAAUAUAAUAUGUUAUAUGUGCAUUAAAUGUUUCGGUGCUAUUAUAUACAAGUUAUUUUUUUUUUCGUUCUGUCUUCCUGCUGCUUUAGCACCGUUCCAUGGACUUUCUGCUGAGUCUGAUGAUAUUGGAAACGUACUGAAAACACGUAAACAGCCAAAAUAGACACAUUUAUUAUUAGUGUGAUUUUCGGUGUGCGUUUUUUUUUGUGUUUUGCUCUCAUUCUCUCAUUUGAACCAUUGCUGUCCGUAAGCUUCAUACAGCGGAUUUUUUUCCUUCAUCGUGUCAGUUUGCAUUGCCGUUUAUUAGUGCCUGUUCCUGUGGUUUCGCAUUUUUAAAAUUGUCGCGCGCGUACCAGGCCAAACCAGUGUGCGAGAAUAUUCGAUUGGCACCAAGAGAGCGACACACAUAGAGAGAGAGAGGGAGAGAAUCAACAAAGUGCAAAGAAGAGCGAGUGUGAAUGUGGCGUGAAUAUUGGUUUUCAUUACAUUCGCAUUACAUUAUCAGCGUCAGUGACAGUGACAGUGACAUUGAUCGUGCUUCCAUAGAUAGUGAGCAUUUUUGUGAAUGUCGUACGACGGUGGUGGCAAUAAAGCUGUGAUUAUCGUUUGUCAUUCUUCAGCCAGAGUUGAGUGUUUUCUCUGCUAAGAGCACUCCAACAGCUGCGUAUAUGUGAAUCGUUUGCACUUUGAAAAUAAGAAGCAAAAUACAAAUUCAUCAAAAACUCACGUCCACACAUGCAAUCACAUACGCAAAUUGAUAAGUCGAUUCGUUGUUCAGACAAGCACAAAAUAUAAAUAAACGAAAGCGACAGCAACAACAAAAAUAACCGUAAAGUGUAAAAUUACGUAUACACCUUUCAGCAUCGCAUCUACACUUAACGCAAUAAAUAAUGACAUGAAAACAUAUUUUUCGCAUUGAUCUAUUAAAAGUCAUUUGGAAUAAGCGCAACGCCCAAACACCCAUGCAUUUCAUGUAAACGAUAUAUACAUUAAGAAUCCGAAGUGACUUGUGCACACAUUUUGCGUUGUCAAGUAAAUAAAUAAUAAGUUUCAAGUGACAAAUGAAAAUGAUUCUAAAUGUUCAUUGACAAUAAAUGCGUGACGAUAAGUGAAAACAAAGACAAAAAUAAACAGACACACUUCUUGCCAAAUUUUCAAGUAGCAUCAAAUUGGAACCAAAUUUUAUUUUUAAACUUUAAGCUUCCAUUUAUCUAUGUGAUUAAUUUUGCUUUUUUCAAAAGAAAAAGGUACUAUUUGGGCAACUGAAUCAAGUGAUUUGUGAUAUUAUUUGUUAAAUUAUUUCUCCAUAAAUCGUGAAACAAUUUCCAAAAUAUAAAAAAACCAACAUUAAAUAGCUUCGAUUAAGUAUUCCAAUCAUAAAAUCGGUAUAAAGAAACAACAAAAAGUUCGAUUUAAAUGAAAUGAUUUUGUCGUAAAUUCUUGAAUUACUCUUGUUCGUGCUAAUUUUAAUUGCUUUUUAACUCUCAAAAGCCUCUUAACGUUAAUGAAAGUGCAAAAAUACAUAAAAAAGAGUGAAAAACAAAUCGAUAAAAUUCAUUGAGAAUAUCUACGUUCAAAUUGGUCGAAUUUCGUGCCAAAGAAAUCGUUGGAAUCUACCCGCGCGACCGGGCUCUUUUUUUAUUUUUUUCGCUUCAUCGUAUUCAAUUUAGAAAUCUUUUUUUUUUGUUGAUUCAUAAAUUUACGCUGACGUAGCGUUUGCUAGGCACGGUUACCCCCUACAGAAGAGGUUUUACAAGCUGCGGCUGAUGAACAUUAUAAAAAUAUAGCAGUUAAUGUAAUAUUUAAGGAUACUUUAUAUAACAAAAUCAAGCUGCAUCUACACGUACGCAAAAACAACUAUACUCAUACUCACAAAACGAGACAACAAUACAAAAUCGAGUAGUGCACCUGAAAUUCAAUUGCUGUGUGCAUCUGUUGACAUAGUUGGACGACGGCGACGACGCCGACGACGAUAGAAACCAGAGAGAUCGAAUUAAAUUGGCAAAUAACGAAACCGAAGGAAAAAUGGGUUUAAUGAGAUCGAUGAAGUUAAAAGAGCGUUUAGCCGUUGGCCUCGGCGUUUCGCUGGUGUUGAUUACCAUUCUACUUAUAGCCGAUUUGCAAAUGGAUAUGAAUAUGUCAAAGGGUCAUUUGAUGGUACCGCCAAUGCAUGCAAAGCUCGUUGCACCAAACGAUUCCGAUCGAAAUGGCGUAUUUUCAGCAUUCAAACAAAAAUUUCAAUUAGGAAAUUUGAUAAUCCCACGGAUGCAAACAGUAGUGGCAGUUGAACAGAGUGGCGAGCAUACGGUUACAACUAUACGAACGACAUUCAAGCCAAUGGAUAAAUUUGAAGACCUACAAGAAGCAGUUCGAAAGGUGAAAUUGAAUGAUGAGAAAACAUCAAAACAAGCAUCCAGUGAAAGAGAAUCAUUUCCAUCGCUUGGUGAACUUCUCAACAUGCAUCUAAAUGAAAAUUCAACGAACUUAGAUAAAUUUCACCUGGAAAUCAGACAAAAUGAACUCUAUCCAGAGAACUCAACUUUAGUCGAUAAAUUAUUACACGAUAUGGCAACGCAUCAGAUUCUCCAUGCUGAGCAAAAAGAAGGAGGAACGCAGUUAAAAUUAAUAAUUGAUUAUGGCAACAAUUUUGAAGCGCUCUUCAAACCGAUGAGGUUUCCACGUGAACAGCAAACGUUACCAAAUCAUUUUUAUUUCACCGACUUUGAACGGCACUCGGCCGAGAUCGCUGCAUUCCAUUUAGAUAGAAUACUAGGUUUCCGAAGAGCGAUGCCAGUUACCGGCCGAACGUUAAAUAUUACCACGGAAAUAUAUAGAAUUGCCGACGAAGAUCUACUGAAAACAUUUUUCGUAUCGCCAUCAAAUAAUUUAUGUUUUCAUGGAAAAUGCUCUUAUUACUGUGAUACAUCUCACGCCAUUUGCGGCAGUCCCGAUAUGCUCGAGGGUUCGUUUGCGGCAUAUCUUCCCAAAUUUGAUAGGUCAACACGAAAGGCUUGGCGGCAUCCAUGGCGAAGAUCAUAUCACAAACGAAGAAAAGCAUCAUGGGAAACCGACCAAGAUUAUUGUAGCAUGGUGAAAGAUAUUCACCCAUAUAGCGAGGGUCGUCGAUUAAUAGAUUUGAUGGACAUGGCAGUGUUCGACUUCCUGACAGGCAACAUGGAUCGUCAUCACUACGAAACGUUCAAAAUUUUUGGAAACAAUACAUUUACGCUGCAUUGUGACCACGGACGUGGAUUUGGAAAACCAUUUCAUGAUGAGCUCACCAUUCUGGCACCGCUAUUACAGUGCUGCAUGAUAAGAGCGUCAACACUUGAACGGCUUUUAGAAUUUCAAGCGGGAGCAAAACCAUUAUCGUCUGUGUUGCGCGAAAGCUUAGCAAGAGACCCGAUCGCGCCAGUUCUGUGGGAACCACAUUUGGAAGCGCUGGAUCGUCGUGUCGAUAUUAUAUUAAAAGGAGUUCGUGAUUGUAUAGCCAAGAAUUCCAUUGAUGACGUUGUCAUUACGUACGAAAAUGUCGUUUUUACAUAGGCACCUUCAGCACACAAUUUACUUGAUUUUCACUUCCAAAUGUAUUCUCGCUUGAGUCCACUCCAAAUUGAUAAGUUCUUAAGAGCGAUAGAAGAGAUACAAGGGGGAUGGAACACAAAAAUGGAAGGCAAGUACAACAAACACUUAUUGUAAUUAAAUUCCUCGUUUUCAUAAGCCACUCAAGGAUGGUUAGCGUCGCUAAAUGAUAGAGAAAAUGGACUUAGAAGAUGAUGAAAUGCCGCAACGUAUGUGGGAGUGUACGAAUAAGAAAAGAAAAAGGAAAUAAAACCAAUGCAACCAAGACUUUUUAAAUUGUAGAUAAAUAAAAUAACAAAUUCUAUUUAUGUUAGGUCGAAAUGAUGGUUUACAUUCAUUUCAAAUCCUUACAAUUUAUUGCUACCGCUGUUUAAGUUUCGUAUAUAUAUAGAUAUCUAUUUUUGAUGAUAAUUCGUUCAUUGAUUUCUUUUGAAAUGAUUUAUUUCGGAAUAUGUUUUUUGACCUUGGAAAUGGAAUCGAGAACGCUAUUUUUGUUAUGACGAGAAAUUUAUUUAAUUUUUAUUGACGAGAAAAAAAAAUAUAUAUUGUAAUUGAUGUUGAAAAAUGAUACUAGACAACUAUAAUUUUAGCAUCUAGAAUGUUUUAAGCAAAAUUAAGUGAAUUCUGUUUAUAUGAGUUAUUAUAAUAGCUUUAAGUGGAUUAAAUAAUGAAAAACAGCUACAAACUGAAACUGUGUAUACCUUCAGAAGGAAAUAUUAAAAUGAAAAAUAAAGGCCAAGAAUGUCUUACACUGAA